This is a messenger RNA of Linum trigynum, 2230 nucleotides long. The record is from the annotation of a GenBank genome assembly. Lineage: Eukaryota; Viridiplantae; Streptophyta; Magnoliopsida; Malpighiales; Linaceae.
AGACAUUACUCAAAAUAAUAUCAAAAUGACUUCAACCCGGUGACCAUUAAAAUCAGAUUCAAUCCAGUCCAAAUUCGAUUUGAACAGAAUGUUACCCGAUAACCGGAUAAAACCGUCUAAUUAAACCGAACCAUACUCUUUUGCACCCCUACCGGCUACCACAAAUCAAAGAUGCCACCAUCACCAUGGAGCAUGCAAACCUGCCGCCGCCCGCAGCUGCCACCACCGUGCCCGACGCGCAGAAAAGGGAAGGAAAAAAGCUUCCGAAAAAAGAAGGAAAAAGAAAAUGGAGGCUUCUGGAAUCCGUUGUCCCCCGGCGCCGUUGGCUCUUCCCCUCAAAAUUUCGUCUCGACGCUCCGUUGCAUCAGGAACGGCCUUCUCCUCGCCGCCUCGGCGAACAAAACUGAUGGCGGAGACAAGCAAGGUAGAUAAGAAGCCUGAAAUCUGCACCGCCGACGAGCUGCACCGCAUCGACGCUUACAAUUCCGACUGGAAACUCGCUCUCUGGCGCUACCUUCCCUCUCCUUCCACCAUGACAAGGAAACAUCCGCUGUUACUGUUGUCCGGAGUUGCAACCAAUGCCGUCGGUUACGAUCUCUGUCCGGAGUCCUCAUUUGCUCGUUUCAUGUCCGGCCAAGGAUUCGACACUUGGGUUCUGGAACUUCGAGGAUCUGGUUUGAGUACAUUUCGAGUGGGCAUUGGGGAAGAUUCAGAUGCCUCUUUGGGGGAAAGUAAAGGCAGGUUGGAACAAAGGCCCUCUGAAUCGUUCAUGAACGGGGCUGACAGAUUGUCGAGCUUCUUUGACGACGGGGUAAGCUCCAAGAUUGGCAGCCAAAUAAGGAACUUAAGCCAAAAGCUUCUAGAUGUUAUAGAAGGAAGUCAGCAAUUUGUUUCUCCCAAUGUCGGUGGGUUCCAAGGUCUUUUCCCUUCCGAGUUAGAAGAUGUUAUUAAACAACUAGACAUGGUUUCCAAGUGUGAUUGGGACCUUGACCAUCAUCUGGAAGAGGAUUUGCCAUCCGCGGUGGAGUAUAUCAGGACUCAAAGCAAACCAAAUGACGGACAGAUUUUUGCAAUUGGGCACUCCAUGGGAGGGAUUCUUCUUUAUGCAAUGCUAUCGCGCUCUUGUUCUCAAGGUAGAGAUUCUGGACUGACUUCGAUUGUCACUUUGGGGUCAACACUUGAUUACACACCUUCAAACUCAUCACUCAAAUUUCUCCUCCCAGUGGCAAACCCUGCGAGGGCUCUCAACGUUCCUGCUAUUCCUGUUGGGACACUGAUUGCUGCUGCUUAUCGCUUCUCAUCUAGUCCUCCAUAUGUCCUUUCAUGGUUAAAGGCUCAAGUUACUGCUCAGGGCAUGCUUCACCCUCAGGCACUGGCAAAGCUUGUUUCCAACAGCUUUUGCACAGUGCCUGCGAAACUCUUACUUCAGCUGACAACAGCAUUCCAACAGGGUGGGCUAACAGAUAGAAGUGGGAACUUUCUGUACAAGCAACACCUUAAAAAGAGUAAGGUUCCCGUGUUGGCAAUCGCUGGAGAUCAAGAUUUUAUUUGUCCUCCAACAGCUGUUUAUGAGACAGUGAAGUCUAUACCUGAGCAUUUGGUUAUGUAUAAAGUUUUUGGGGGAACCUGGGGGUCCUCACUACGGGCACUAUGAUCUGGUGGGAGGUCGUUGGGUAAGAACUGAUCUCUUAGGCUUCCUAUUGGAUGCUUACAAUUUGAUGAAACAAAUCCAUAAUAACUUCCUCAAAGAACCCUUUUCUUUUUCAUUUUCGAUGAAUCUAUGAAAGGAACGUUUGUUUUCAAGAAAGAAGGAUCGUAGAACACAAUCGUACUGAGUAUUAAUCUGUUUUGUUUUCUUUUUUGGGUUCAAUCUGCAGGCCUAUCACGAAGUGUAUCCGUGCAUAAUCGAUUUUCUGAGUCGCCACGAUGUAUGAAUGCAGAUUUCCAGAUACAAAAUUUGUUAGUGGUUCUGGCUCACUGGUAUCCCCUAUACAUACAUACAUACAUAAAUAGAAGGAUGAAUGUUGGGAGAUGUUGCUAGAAGAGGUGUAAUUAGUUGGUCAGGACUUGGGGUUAAUAGAGAGAACUAAUAAAAUGUUUGUUGUAUAGCGUAGUUUUAGUAGCAGAUAUAUGACACAGACAGAACCUGAGUUUGGCAUAAUGGGGGAGACGUCGAUCUGUCACCUGCUGCCAGGUUCAUAUAAUUGAGCAGUAAAUAACAAUAUAAGAU